Messenger RNA from Sarcophilus harrisii (Tasmanian devil), 3700 nucleotides. It is a transcript of the gene PDZD4, whose product is annotated as PDZ domain containing 4. Bases 1042 to 3366 code for a protein of 774 amino acids. The transcript is spliced from 8 exons. The record is from RefSeq and is a predicted model, not a curated record. NCBI's taxonomy places the organism in Eukaryota, Metazoa, Chordata, Mammalia, Dasyuromorphia, Dasyuridae. Gene Ontology annotation, molecular function: protein binding.
AGGGUUCCUAAUGACCCUUGACUCCUCUAGUUUCCAGACCCCUUUCAUAGAAGACAGCAAAGGAAACGGGGGAGCGGGGAGCAGAGAAAGCGCGAGCGAUCCAUCUCGGGAGGUGGUGCCCUCUCCCCCAAGGCUUACUUGCUCACUCGGGUGGGUGCACUGAGAGACCCCCCCUCCCCAUCCCUUCAAGCCUCUUGGGGCUCUAUGGGAUGGGGCGAGGGCAGAGCGUGAGCGCUAGUGGGGGGUAAGAGCUAGGCCGGAAGGAGGGAGCAGCCCCGCCUCCACCCAGGUCGAAGGGGGCUCCAGGUGUCUUUCUCCACCCCAUUAUCUCCCCUCACUCUCCUCGCCCCACCCGGGUCCGGCGAAGUGCGCCUGCGCACUACGCCCCCUCCCCCUCGGCUGGCAAGCACCCUACAGACAGGGAGAGAGGAGGCGAGAGAGGGCGGGGGAGACCAGGCGGCUGGAGCGCGGGCGAGGCGCGGGGCUGUCGGAGACGCUGCCUUCGCCGUCGCCGCCUCCGCCUCCGCCUCCGCCUCCAGCUGCUUGGCGGGACCAGCCGGACGGAGCCGGGCCGGGUCGAGGCGGUGUCAGCGGGCGCAGGCGGGAGCCCUCUUGGGAGGGCCCCUGACAGCCGGUAGUCCUCGGGCCCUUUUGCUCAAUUGGGGGGGGGGAGGGAGAGCGGCCGUUGCUAGGCAACACUCGCCUCGACCCGCCUUCCCUCCCUCCCUCCCUCCCUUCCUUCCUCCCUCUCUCGGCCCUCGAGCCCCUCUCCUCGCGCUCGGCCCCUCCGCGCGGGCCAGGGGAGCAUGCCCCCCUGGCCGGGCUGCGGCCCGCGCAGCACGCCUGGGAGGAGGGGCCAGGGGCGCGCCCCCCUCCCCUGCUGAGCGCGGCCCCGCCCCCGAGCCGUGCCAUGGCCCCCCCGCCCGGCGGCCCGGGAGCCCCCGGCUCCCCACCAGCCUCACGGCUGGAUCAGUGAGCCCGGGAGUCGCCUGCUCGCCGCCCGCCACCCCCAGCCUCCCUCCUCAAACCCCGGCUGGCACCAUGGGAUGUAACAUGUGUGUGGUCCAGAAGCCAGAGGAGCAGUACAAAGUGAUGCUUCAGGUGAAUGGAAAGGAGCAAACCUUGGAAGCACUGCGCUCCUCCAAGGAGCCCCUGGUGAUCCAGGUGCUAAGACGAAGUCCCCGGCUCCGGGGGGACAGCUCCUGCAACGACCUGCAGCUGGUGGACAGUGGGACUCAGACUGACAUCACCUUCGAGCAUGUCAUGGCGCUGGGCAAGCUGCGCCCUCCCACUCCGCCCAUGGUCAUCCUGGAGCCCCCCCCCAUCGGCCAUGAGUAUUAUGACCCAGCGGAGUUCAUGGAGGGCAGCCAGCAGGAGGCAGACCGUGUGGAUGAGCUGGAGUAUGAGGAGGUGGAGCUGUAUAAAGCCAGCCACCAGGACAAACUGGGCUUGAUGGUUUGCUACCGAACAGAUGACGAAGAGGAUCUGGGGAUCUACGUUGGAGAGGUAAAUCCCAACAGCAUCGCAGCCAAAGACGGCCGGAUCCGAGAAGGGGACCGCAUCAUCCAGAUAAAUGGCAUGGAUGUCCAGAACCGGGAGGAAGCAGUGGCCAUCCUGACCCAGGAGGAGAACACCAACAUUUCACUGCUUGUGGCCCGGCCUGAGAUGGAGCUGACCAAGCGGUGGAAGGACAGUGACCGUGAGGACUUCCUAGACGACUUUGGCUCCGAGAACGAGGGGGAACUGCCGGUCCAAAAACUUAAAUCCCCCUCUGCUUACCAGCUUGAAAAUGAAGAUGGAAAGGGGACUUCUGGCCCAGGCCCAGGCCUGAACAAUAGCCAAGAACUGGACAGUGGGGUAGGCCGGACAGAUGAAAGCACUCGAAAUGAAGAGAGCUCUGAACAUGAUCUGCUGGGAGAUGAGGCCCCAAGCACCACAAACACUCCCGGAAGUCUGCGUAAAUUUGGCCUCCAAGGUGAUGCCCUGCAGAGCCGGGACUUCCACUUCAGCAUGGACUCCCUCCUGGCUGAGGGAGCCGGGCUGGGCGGUGGGGACGUGCCGGGUCUCACUGAUGAGGAGUAUGAGCGUUAUCGGGAGCUGCUGGAAAUCAAAUGUCACUUAGAGAAUGGCAACCAGCUGGGGCUCUUCUUCCCCAGGGCAGGAGGGGGCAACAGCUCUCUGGACGUCAACCGCAACGAGAGCCUUGGCCACGAGAUGGCCAUGCUCGAGGAGGAGCUGAGACACCUGGAAUUCAAGUGUAGGAACAUACUGCGAGCCCAGAAGAUGCAGCAGCUCCGGGAAAGGUGCAUGAAGGCCUGGCUGCUGGAGGAGGAGAGCCUCUAUGACUUUGGGGCCAGCGAGCCGAAGAAACAUGAACUCUCGGACAUCACCGAGCUGCCGGAGAAAUCUGACAAAGACAGCACCAGCGCCUAUAAUACUGGCGAAAGCUGCCGCAGCACUCCACUACUCAUGGAGCCCCUGCUGGAGAGCCCCUUGAGACGGGUCACCGACACCAUCUUCAAGGCCGCUUGCUUAGGAGCCGAGAAGGCUGCCCCGGGGAACUCAAACCUCAACCAGACCAUCGCCGGCCCCCACAAGGCUGGCCCCCCAGACGGGAGCCCUGCCAAGUUCCGGUCCCUCUCCCGUGAUGGCGAGGUUUGCCAGAGGCAGCAUGCCGAUGACCGACUCCGCCGCAGCCCUAAGGCCGGAGGGACGUUGGAGCAGGUGGGAGCAGAAGGCAGUCCGUACCUCUCCAGGCGCCACCGGGUGCAGGGCCAAGCGAGUGAGCGCUACCACAGUUGUGUGCAGCUGAGUCAGGCCCGGGGCCUGGAGGAACUGAGUCACAACCCGCUGAGCUUGGCUAGCAUGUGCAAGGACUCCCUAGCCAGCCCCAAAGUCGGAGGGGCAGAAGCCCCACGCAUGGAAUGGAAGGUGAAGGUACGAAGCGACGGAACUCGCUACGUAGCCAAACGCCCGGUGCGUGACCGGCUCCUGAAGGCCCGGGCCCUAAAGAUCCGUGAGGAACGCAGCGGCAUGACCACGGAUGAUGAUGCGGUGAGUGAGAUGAAGAUGGGGCGGUACUGGAGCAAGGAAGAACGAAAGCAACAUUUGAUCCGGGCCCGAGAGCAGCGGAAACGGCGGGAAUUCAUGAUGCAGAGCCGGCUGGAGUGCUUGAAGGAGCAGCAGAACAGCGAGAGCAAGCACGAGCUCAACAUCAUCGCGCUGAGCCACCGCAAGACCAUGAAGAAGAGGAACAAGAAGAUCCUGGACAACUGGAUUACUAUACAAGAGAUGCUGGCCCAUGGAACCCGCUCAGCUGAUGGAAAGAGGGUCUAUAACCCUCUCCUUUCCGUCACCACCGUGUGAGGCUCCUGCCAGGCCUCUAACUGAGCUACCCAGUGCUCUCCCUCCAUAGCACACCCAGUCCCAUGAAUCUCCUGCUUCACAAACCCGUUCCCUUGGAGACUGGGGAGUGGGGUGUGAAGUGUGUGUGUGUGUGUGUGUGUGUGUGUGUGUGUGUGUGUGCAUGUGUGUAUAAAACCCAAGUGUGCAUACCCAAGUUCAUUAUUAAGGCAUUGGGCCUGCUGCGUGUGUGUGUGUGUGUGUGUGUGUGUGUGUGUGUGUGUGUAAGAAGUCCAAUUUAUCUGCACACCUAAAGUCAACAUUAAGGCACCAGGCCUGCUGUGUGUGUGUGUGUGUG